Molecule: messenger RNA, 780 nt
Organism: Lachancea meyersii CBS 8951
Lineage: Eukaryota; Fungi; Ascomycota; Saccharomycetes; Saccharomycetales; Saccharomycetaceae
Source: the annotation of a GenBank genome assembly
AUGAUUGAGUUGAGCAACACGGUGCUCGUAUCUUUUUUGGUGCUACUCAUUACAACGGCUCUGUUGUUGAUAGUCCAAAAGAACUCUGCAAAUAUUAUCCCGGGCCAUAAGGUAACCAACCGGGAUCCAACCUUCAUAAUUGCAGGUCCUAGUGGCAGUGGGAAAACCAGUUUGUUCAAUAUGCUGACAACGGAUACAUUCAAACCCACGGUUAUGUCACAAGUGCCCAACGUGGCUGAGGACUACAUGCUUCCUUCGAUCACCAAAAGUUUCAAGUUCAAACUUUUGGAGUUUCCAGGCCACGUCAAAUUGAGAUACCGUUUGUUCGAUGCAUUGAAGGAGUCGACGUCUUUGAAGGGUUUGAUUUUCGUCGUCGACUCUACCGUCGAUCCACAGAAGCUCACCGAGACUGCCGAGUUCUUGUAUGAUAUCUUGGCUCUGACAGAACGCUUCCCGGAAGGAGUGGGCAUCAUGAUCGCAUGCAACAAAUCCGAGUCGUUUAGCGCUAGGCCUCCCUUGAAGAUCCGUGAGGCGCUGGAAAAGGAAAUCGGCAAGCACAUCGAAAGAAAAGCCAAAUCUCUCAGUGCGGUUAACAAAGCGGGUGGUGUCUCCGGCGAGAACAACGAGGACGAGUCCGGCGCUGCCUCGCUCGAAUUCCAGAGCGGACGCCAAUUUACCUUCGAUGCCUUGGACGGCAAUGUCGACGCCAUUGAAGGCAGUGUGUUGAAGAGCCAGAUUGAAAAGUGGGAGUGCUGGAUCGACGAGAGAUCUGUGAAUUGA